GUCAGUCUAACUAUGUGACGGAGAUGGACAGUUGGUGAAAUAAAAUUAAGUUCGUCAGAAUGAGUAUUGCUAAAGGUUGUGUUUUCUGUAUUGCUAUGGUGGCAGGAUGGCUUAUCAGUUAUUCGUUAGGUAUUGAAGAUGCCUUGUUAAGUAACAGUGACACUCGGGAUUUGGUAAGCCAGAAUGAACAAGAUGGUUCCUACAGUGCUGCCAUAAGCCAAGACAGACAAAGAGUUGCUCGAGCUAUCUCCGACCCUAGAAGGAACUGUAGCACAUGGGCAGAGUGGGUAAAUGAAAAUCAUCCUUCACUGUCGCAUAAAGAGGAUAAGGAAUUCAUCUCACAGAAGACCAUGCAGGAGUUCUGUCCUUCAGGGAAGAUAAGCAAAUUCGAAUGCAAGGAUGACAAAGGGGAACCAUUUCAAAGGAAUUUCACUUCGCUGGACAGAACGUUUUUCAUCUCUUGUUAUGACAUCAAUGUUGGAGUGAUCUGCACAAUUUCGAAUACAUCCAGUGCAUACAUUAAGCACUGCCCCGAUAUGUCGAUCAGAUAUUAUUGCUCGUGUCCAGCCCUACAUACUGAUCAUACAAUAUCAGCAGGAACGUCUUCAACAUCAACAUCCCAAACAGCACAAUUAUCAACAGUAACAACUUCCGUAAUGACCCGAGAUUCACCAAGAAUUUCAGCAAAGACAACCAUGAUAAACUUUCUCUCUUCCUUCAUGUCAUCUUCCUCAGUAAGCAAGACGGACACAACCAAGACAUCACGACUGGCGGAAACGUCCACAUCUACAGGCACAGUUACCUUUGUAGACGGUGAAGAAACAAAGAAAGAUGAAAUAUACAAAGAGGAGGCCGAGCUAAAAUUGGGUGACUUGUCUAUCACUUGGUGGACAUUUGUUCUUUCCGUCGUAGGGUUGAUAUUUCUACUUAAUACAUGUAUUUCAGUGUGCUUGUUCAGGAAAGUAAAGAACCUAUUGGAGAAGAAGCAUCCAAAGCAGGCAGUGCACCCUACACCGUUUCUCUGA
Molecule: messenger RNA, 1025 nt
Organism: Mercenaria mercenaria
Lineage: Eukaryota; Metazoa; Mollusca; Bivalvia; Venerida; Veneridae
Product: mucin-2-like
Exons: 5
Coding region: 60-1025 (321 amino acids)
Source: RefSeq, a predicted model, not a curated record